AUGGUGCCUCUCGUCAUUCUGCGGAUAGAUGUGCUGGUGUAUGUUCGGCCAUGGGCAGAGAAGCUUGAAUGUCCGAUCAUCUCAUUGAACUAUUCACUGGCACCGGAGUCGCCAUACCCGCGGGCCCUGGAUGAGUGUUUCCACGCCGUGUGUUGGGUGAUGGCCAACAGGGAGCGGUUGGGAGCGAGACCGGACGCGCGGGUAGUGGUUUGCGGCGAUUCUGCUGGUGGCAAUCUAAGCCUCGGUGUGUGUCUUCGUGCAGCCGCCCUCGGUCUGCGCUCCGACGUUGCACGCCCUGCAGGGGCUCUUAUUGCUUACGCACCUGCCAUCCUCGCUUACGUGCCAUCGCCCUCGCGCAUGCUCUCCAUUUGCGAUCCUCUUCUCCCAAUCGGUGUUAUUUCGCGCUGCAUCAUGGGUAUGGCUUCCCUUUGA
This is a messenger RNA of Hydatigera taeniaeformis, 432 nucleotides long. Lineage: Eukaryota; Metazoa; Platyhelminthes; Cestoda; Cyclophyllidea; Taeniidae. The record is from the annotation of a GenBank genome assembly.